UAACGCUACUUAGGCGACGGGUUCGGUCUGCAGCGGUGGUUAGAUUUGUAAUAUUUACACUAACUUCUGUAUAUAUACAUGCAUAGAUGCAUUGAUGCAUAUGAUUCAAACGUUAUGAUUUAAGUCGAGGGGAGUUGGAUUUUAUACAAGAAAUAUUCACAAAUGGAAUUUGGAAAAGCAGAGUUCAUUCACAACAGAACAAUUUGCUCUUUAAGCUAUGCAAAUUCAGUUUUAUCGGUUACAUGUCGCAAAAAACUUAAUGUUUUUAAUCCCCCAAAACCAGUUUCCCAACUUCAUAGAUCAAUAUCUAUUCUCGAUAUUAUUUCUGUCACUUGGGCUCCAGCAGAAUGGAAAGCAAACGAAAAAGCCUACCUAACAAAAAGUGAAAAAUCGUCCCUAGAUUUAGGAUGCUUUCUGCUGGUACUAAAUGUUGUCACAAAAACAAGAGAUCAUAAAUGGCGGAUGGUGACCUUGAAAUUUCGGAGUGCAGAGAAAACCUUAUGCACAGAGUGGGCACAUUUAAUUAACGCAAAGCUAGAAGAAGAGUUAUUGCAAAAAAGGUUUACGCGUCCUCAGAAUUUACUUAUAUUUGUUAACCCCUAUGGUGGAAGACAUAAAGCGCAAUUUAUAUAUAACACAACUGUUGAACCUAUCUUUAACCUUGCCAAUAUCAAGCAAACUGUGGUGGUUACUGAGUACCGCAACCAUGCUAAGCAGUAUGUUGAAACAGAGGACAUUUCAAAUUACGAUGGGAUCAUUGCUGUAGGGGGUGAUGGUAUGUUUAAUGAAAUCGCAAACGGGAUUUUGCUUCGUACACAGCGAGAAAAUGAGAUUCCUGUUCAAGCUUCGAGCUGUAAUACCCCGUGCUACAAAACUCCAAAGUAUAAACUCGGAGUUAUACCAGCGGGCUCGACUGAUUGCAUGAGUUACGUUUCGCAGGGGAUUAAUGAUCCUGAGACCUCUGCACUUCAUAUUGUGGUUGGGGAUAACCACCCACUUGAUAUGUGCUCAAUAUAUGAUGAUUCAGGAAGUUUUAUCCGAUUUUCUUUCUCCAUGACAUCAUACGGCUACUACGGCAACGUUCUCCGAAAAAGUGAGCGCCUCAGAAGUUUGGGACCGAGCAGAUACGACUUUGCUGGUGUCCAAACCUUCCUAAAUAAACAUGUUUAUUCCAGUGAAAUCCAGUUCCUACCGAGCUCAACCAAAUCUCAGGCUACAGAUAUUAGAAAAUGUCGAUUUCCUUGUGAAAUUUGUACCAACGAUAUAAAACCCCCUACUAUUACAACAAGCGUUGCAUUUGAUUCUGCAGCCCCUAUCAGUUCCAUUUCAGGAGGAGACAUACCUGACCUAAAUGUCGCAAUGCCGGAUUUCCAAUUACCAUCUAGUAUGCACAGUCCAUUAAGUGAACUCACAGUUCCAAAUAUGAAAAGAGAUCUUUCUGUUGACUCGGAACUUCCAAGUCCUUUCUCCGAUGCAUCGACUGUCCCAUUUCCUGGAACAUCUGACAACAGCGGCACCGAGAGUACUACAUCAUUGGAUAAGAAAGAUAAUAUGGUGUAUAAAAGUGAUGAUAAUAGAGGAUGGAAAGUUGUGCGAGGCAACUUUAUUAUGGUGAACUCAGCAAUGAUGUCUUGUGCAUGUGCGAGGUCACCACAAGGUCUUUCACCAUCCGCUCAUCUUGCUGAUGGAAACAUGGACCUUAUAUUAGUAAGCGACUGUUCCAGAGCUAAUUUCAUUAAAUAUAUGCUCAGUCAUGUUGGGAAAGCAGACCGAUUCGACUUCCCUUUCGUGGAAGUACAUAGAGUGAAAGCAUUUAAACAUAAAUCGCUUAAGAAAAGAGAUGCAGUGCUUUUUCAUCGAAGAAAUUCAGUCUCCAGUGUCAGGAUGUCCGCUUCUGAAUCCAAUAACAUUACUGAGGCUUCUGCACCUAAUUCUGGCACUGAGAGCUGUUGGAAUACUGAUGGUGAAUUGAUUGACUCACCGAAUAUAUCUGUAUGGGUGCACACAGGUCUCAUUACACUAUAUGCUCGUGGUGUUGAAGAAAUUUAAGUUUUAUGUGAAAAAACGAACAUAUAGGAAAUGCUUUUAGUUCAAUCCUAAAGUAUUAUCUGCAGCAAAGAUAGAAAAUGUCCCUGCACUAUGCAGUAUUGUUGUAUAUGUGUUUGAAGAUCAUGUUCACAGUUGUACUAUAUGUGUGUGUUAUUUUAUGUUUCCACUGUGAAAGAUGGGACUGAGCACUUAUGUAAUGUAUUUUCCAGAUAACGCAAAUCAAAUGCAAAUAUUGUUUCGUCACUGUUGUAAUCAUUUUUAAACCAAUUUUAUCAAAAUUAAACCCAUAUGACCAGCCAUGUUUUACAUUCAACAUCAAAUUUAACUUUUAAUCAAGUUCUUUUACUUUGUAAGUAUAGUGUAUUGAUUGGACUACCUUAUAAAGUUACCAAGCCAUUCCAAGAAUGCUAGAGGUGCUUAUUAUAUGCUUAUACCAAACUUCUUUAUUACGCAAUCUUUCCUUUCAAAAGCUCAUUUCAAUGCAUUUUGAAUGUUAUUAUUCAGAAUAAACUUGUAUCCGUGUGCAG
Messenger RNA from Ciona intestinalis (vase tunicate), 2576 nucleotides. The record is from RefSeq and is a predicted model, not a curated record. NCBI's taxonomy places the organism in Eukaryota, Metazoa, Chordata, Ascidiacea, Phlebobranchia, Cionidae.